AUGACCCGGAGCUGCGGACCCUCCAGCCCUGCCCUCGCCCUGGUGCUGCUGGCUGUGCUGCUGGGUGGUGGAGCCCGGGCCGCGGAGAUAGUGGGCGGACGGGAAGCCCAGCCCAGCCCACCAGCCCAGCCCGACUCGCGCCCCUACGUGGCGUCGCUGCAGCUGUUGCCCAGCAACCACUUCUGCGGCGGGACCUUGAUCCACCCACGCUUCGUGCUGACCGCAGCCCACUGCCUGAGCGACUUGAACCCGUUGCGGGUGCGCGUGGUGCUCGGGGCCCACAGCCUGCAGACCUCCGAGCCCACCGACAUCAGCCGCCUGUUUGAGAACAGCUACGACCCAGAGGAGAAGCUGAAUGACGUCCUCCUCCUGCAGCUGGACCGCCCGGCCACCCUCAACGCCCAGGUUGCGGGGGCCCAGCUGCCCCAGCAGAACCAGCUGCUGGCCCACGGCACCCAGUGCCUGGCCAUGGGCUGGGGCCGCCUGGGCACCUUUGAGCCGCUGCCCCAGGUCCUGCAGGAGCUCAACGUCACCGUGGUCACUUGCCUGUGCCGGCCGCAGAACGUGUGCACCUUUGUGCCCCGACGCAGCGCCGGCAUCUGUUUUGGGGACUUGGGCGGCCCCUUGAUCUGCGAGGGUGUCAUCCAGGGCGUGGACUCCUUUGUGAUCCGGGGAUGCGCCACCGCGUACCCCGACUUCUUUGCUCGCGUCUCCCUCUACGUAGACUGGAUCCGCUCGAUGGGUCCGUUGGUUCCCUCCCCUGAACCCUGCUCCGAGCCAGGAGAACGUUGCCUCUUGCGACAGCCUUGGCUACGGCCGUUGCAGCUGGAGCAGCCUGGGAUGGGGGUGGGGGGUGGGAAGGUGAACGGGGGCCACAGGGCUGGGGAACUGGCCCUGGUGGACCCCAUCUCCAUUGUUCGGCUUGAGCUCUUCCAAGGUUCGGGCUGA
Molecule: messenger RNA, 948 nt
Organism: Kogia breviceps (pygmy sperm whale)
Lineage: Eukaryota; Metazoa; Chordata; Mammalia; Artiodactyla; Physeteridae
Source: RefSeq, a predicted model, not a curated record